Molecule: messenger RNA, 399 nt
Organism: Schizosaccharomyces osmophilus
Lineage: Eukaryota; Fungi; Ascomycota; Schizosaccharomycetes; Schizosaccharomycetales; Schizosaccharomycetaceae
Gene: tvp15
Product: COPI-coated vesicle associated protein
Exons: 1
Coding region: 1-399 (132 amino acids)
Biological process (GO): vesicle-mediated transport
Cellular component (GO): Golgi membrane
Source: RefSeq, a predicted model, not a curated record
AUGGACAAGCCUAAAAUCUUCAGCGCCUUGAACUUGGGUGUUGGCGCUAUUCUUGGACUCGCUGGUCUUAUUAAAGUAUUUUCUUUCAGCUUGGCCAAAGUCUUUUUAGGUUUAUUUAUCAUUCUCUUUGGUCUCGGUACCAUUGCAUUAGAGCGUGAAGUCCCCUCAGUAGCUGUCAAAUAUGCAUCCUUUAUGUUUUCAUUCUUGGGUAGAGGCUUUUUCUAUCUUUUUAUGGGAUCUUUGCUCUGGUCCUACGAAGGAUUCACAUCGCUCCUUGGCUUUUUAGUGCUCCUUGUUGGUGCUGGUUUCUGUGCUGCAAACUAUGUAGCCGGACUUCAAGACUAUGCUCCUCGUAGCAUGCGCGACACAGACUGGGAUGACACUGUAGAUGAGGUUUAA